Tuber aestivum (summer truffle) is the source of this 120-nucleotide messenger RNA. NCBI's taxonomy places the organism in Eukaryota, Fungi, Ascomycota, Pezizomycetes, Pezizales, Tuberaceae. The record is from the annotation of a GenBank genome assembly.
GGGCAUAGGAGGGUGGUGGGAGUACUAUUAGAACAAGAGGAUGUCAGCAUUGAUAUGACAGACAAAAAUGGUCAGACACCACUCACGUCGGGUGCAGAAAGUGGAUCCGAGGGAAUAGUG